Melospiza georgiana is the source of this 2705-nucleotide messenger RNA. It is a transcript of the gene CXCL12, whose product is annotated as C-X-C motif chemokine ligand 12. Gene Ontology annotation, biological process: cell chemotaxis; induction of positive chemotaxis; immune response. Gene Ontology annotation, molecular function: chemokine activity; CXCR chemokine receptor binding. The record is from RefSeq and is a predicted model, not a curated record. Gene Ontology annotation, cellular component: extracellular region; external side of plasma membrane. The transcript has 5 exons. The coding region runs from base 100 to 495 and encodes 131 amino acids. Lineage: Eukaryota; Metazoa; Chordata; Aves; Passeriformes; Passerellidae.
AGCAGAGCGGAGCAGAGCCGAGCCGAGCAGAGCAGAGCCGAGCAGAGCAGAGCAGAGCCGAGCCGAGCAGCGCCUGCCGCCUCCUCCAGCCAGCCCAGCAUGGAGCUCCGCGCCCUGGCGCUGCUCGCCCUCGCCCUGGCCGUCAUCUCCCUCUCGGAGGAGAAACCCGUCAGCCUGACUUACCGAUGUCCCUGUCGAUUCUACGAGAGCAACGUGGCAAGAGCCAAUAUUAAGCACCUCAAAAUCCUCUCCACACCCAACUGCUCACUUCAGAUUGUUGCAAGGCUCAAGAGCAACAGCAAGCAAGUGUGCAUUGAUCCCAAGUUAAAGUGGAUCCAGGAAUAUCUGGAGAAAGCUUUAAACAAACCACGUCAUCGCACUCAUAAAAAAAAGCAACAGAAGAAACGGGGCCCACUCUGCCCUUCCCGUGCAACACCACUAAAGUCUCCAGGGAGAAAGAAUGGAGGUUCAAGAUGUAAGAGGCAAGCAUUGUAAGCCGUCUACAGGAUUUCUUACUGUAGGACCCAGAGAGCAGAUAACCAGUAUUAGGGACUGAAUACAUUUCACUGCUAACAUGCAGCACAAAAGCAACGCUUCACGCAAUUCCAAAGGUUUUUUCCUUGGUUCUUUUUGGGUUUUUUUUGUUUGGUUUUUUUUCCCCUUGCACAAAUUGGCUUGCUUUCAUAGUGCUAUUUUUAUAUAGUAAGAUGCAACUAUUUGAGAAAAAUAUGAAUUUAUACAGGUUGGUUUAUUACCUAGCACUGGGGGCAGAUACCAAUUUAAACUAACCCUGUUAUUAUAUGACAUUUUAUUUCCUUUGUUGUGUAGAGGUCCUGCUUUAUUUAACUUUCUUUUGGUUCAUGCAAGUCUCCUGGAGUUUUAAACCUAGAAAGACAUGAACUGUACAGUGCAAUGAUGUUGUGUAAGUAGUGGUGGAACUCCUUGCCUCCAGAAGUCAUAGAGGCCAAGAACAUAGGAAGGCUCAAAAGCAUCAGACUGAUGACUAUAGACAACAUUACCCUGGGUGGCAUUACAGAUAUUUUGGAUGAGUGAUUAAACUCAGGGCUACAGGGCUAAAGCCCUUCUCUGAAGAUCAGAACCCUUGCUGACAGCUAUGAGCAGCUGGAUCAAUGCACAUCUGGUACUGCAAGGUGCUAAUACUUGGUUUGUAGCAGUUGUGUGUGUUAGGAGCCACAACACAGUUCUGAUGUCAUCUGGCAUUUCCUAUGUUCUUGUGUUUCUGAUGAUAAAUUUAGCAAAAAAAAAAAGGAAUGGGUUAUCAAAGCUCUGACCACAAGAUCAUGUUGCAAGCUGCUGGAGGAGUCAGAUGCGCUGCCAUGCACCAGGGAUCUCCCAGCCAUCCAUAGGAGGGGACUUCAGCUUGCCUGUCUGGCUUUGCACUGAAGUAGGCUGAGAUUUAUUCACCCUUCACCAACAUGAACAUUUGUACCUGCCUGAGGGCAGCCACACCCCUGAUUGCUCUGGAGAUGCCCAGAAGAGGAUUUGUGGCCACACCUUGGAGAAGAGAGAUGCCUGGGGCAGGAGGGGGUCUGCGCAGUUUGUGGAAGGAGAGGUGUUUCACUGGUGUGGAAAUGAAGGCCAGCACUCCAGUUCACCAGCUAUCAGGGGUUUGCUGGUGAACAGGAUAGCCUCUGGAAUGCCCUUUGCAAAGCACAGCCUAUGACAGGCACCACUCCUUGCACUGAUCCCCUAAGCCAGAAGUUUCUUCCUCCUUAUUCCUUCCUGCAUACACAAUAUCUGCUACGUGGUAUGGAGAGACAUCUGCAGCACUGCAAGGAUCAUGUCAUGCUGUGCACUGAGAUCUGGGGGGAAGCACUUUUGUGCAGCACAAUGCUUGUGUUUGUAUGUAUCUGUGUUUGUAUUGUCAACAAAAAAAUGUUGUAAGAGUGUCUUUUGUAAGCUGGUUGAUUCAAAAGAAAUCUUCCCUCUUCCCUGCAGCCUGUGUCAGGAACACUGAGAGGAGUGUUUCACACUCCCUUUUGUGGUAGGCAACUUUAGUGCCACAGAGGCACUUUGGCUAUCCAGAGACUCCAUUAUUUCCAUGUGGAUUCAGGUAAAAAUCUUGUCUUUUCCUUUCUGCAAAACAGGGCUAUUGCAGAGAGGCCUUCAGCUGGGAACAACUCACCUCAUUUGCUUUAAAGCAGAAACAAACUGCUGUGCCUAAAAUAUUUGUGUUUGUGCUUUUGACAUUCCUUUUGUUAUCAUUACCAGCCUGGUGCUUUAAGUAUAUUGUGUCUGUGUUUUGAAAGGUCUGGUACCACUGUACUUGAUGACAUUGAAGUUUUGAUAUAGUAUUAGUAGGAUCAGAUCCUGUCCUGGAAAGAGAAAGAAAGAAAGAAAUUAAUUUUAUGAGAAAAGCAGAGGUUUUCUAUGUUCCCUGGGCUGUAUUUGAUAUCCUAGACACCAUUCCCUGUCCCACAAACCACCUGCAUUUGCCAGUGGUUUGCCAGAGGUGGACAUGUGAGUGUCCAAGCCAAGAAUAACUGCAGAAAAAGUCACCCAGGAAAGAGCAUCCUUCACACAUAACCUCUGUCAAAGGACAGCCUGAGGUCUGAUUGAUCCCCAUUGCAGUAAAUGGAGAAUUAAAUAAUCCUCUGAUUUUGAUUCAGCAGCAUGCCCUGUUCAUUAUGACUGGGGCCAUGACCGUUUUGUUUCCAGGGGAAGCUUUGGCAUUCUGGUGAGAA